AUGGGAUUUCAAAAUUUCACAACUACUUUGCUCAUUCUGUUAACCUUCUCAAGCUUCAAUGGCGGCACCGUCAUCAAAUUCGUCUCCGGCCAGCCGCCUGACAAACGGCUCCUCCUCGAGCUGAAAGGCAACCUCAGCUACGACGCCUCCCUGUCGACCAAGCUGGUGCAUUGGACCGAAUCCACCAACCACUGCCAAUGGGCCGGCGUAGAAUGCGACUCUCGGAAUCGCGUUUCCGGCCUCGAUCUGAGCGGCGAAGCAAUUUCCGGCGGGAUAAACAGCUCCGGCAGCAGCCUCUUCGAGCUCGCGCACCUCGAAACCCUAAAUUUGGCCCAAAACAGCUUUUAUCCGGCGGAGUUGCCGCUGGGGUUCGGGAGGCUCGCGAAUUUGAGGCGUCUGAAUCUGAGCAAUUCGGGCUUCGCAGGCCGGGUCCCGCCGGAUUUCUCGGGCUUGACGAGGUUAGUCGUCUUGGACCUCUCCUCUGCAAUUUACUCGUCGAUUGAGCUUGACGGCCGUAGUUUGGAAAAUUUGAUUCGAAAUUUCACGAGGUUGAGAGAGCUUUACCUCGACGGGGUAAAUAUUUCUGCUCAAGGGCGUGUUUGGUGCAGUGCAAUUUCGUCUUCCUUGCCGAAUUUAAGGGUUCUGAGCUUGGCCAAUUCUUACCUCACGGGCCCUUUCGAUUCGUCUUUGGUUAAGCUUAGGUUUUUAUCUGUCAUUCGUCUUGAUGGCAACACAUUUUCUUGCCCUUUCCCUGAUUUUUUUGCAGAAUUUUCGAAUUUGAGGGUCUUAACUUUGAGCUCUUGUGACUUGUUUGGCGUUGUUCCCGAUAGAUUGUUUCGAAUUAUGAGUUUGCAGACGGUCGAUUUGAGUGGAAAUCGAGAGCUUGAAGGCUCUUUACCUGAUUUUCCUGUGAAUGGGUCUCUUCAGAAUUUGCUGCUCAGUUACACAAACUUUUCAGGCAAUUUGUCUGAAUCUGUAGGGAAUCUUCGAAUGUUGUCAAAUCUUGAUCUUAGAGCUUGCAGGUUUUCCGGAUCAAUUCCAAGUUCGAUAACAAAUCUUUCUCGGCUUACUUAUUUGGACCUCUCUUUAAAUCAAUUUUCCGGUUCUGUUCCUUCAUUUGCUCUGUUGAAGAAUCUCACGGUGAUAAAUCUUCGUGGCAACCGUUUAACAGGUCGAAUAUCUAGCUCCCUUUGGGAAGGCCUUGAAAGUCUAAAUUUUCUCGAUUUGAGUGAGAAUUUACUCGAUGGAGAAAUCCCAACAUCUCCAUUUUCAUUGCCAUCUCUUAAAGUAAUAUAUCUUUCCAACAAUCGGCUUUUUGGUUCCAUUAGUAACUCUGUAAAUAGUUCUUAUGUACUAGAAGUUCUUGAUUUGAGCGUGAAUGAUCUCCAAGGCCCAAUACCUCGGUUUUUCUUUGAACUGAAGAAUCUUUCAAGUCUCUCUCUUUCUUCAAACAACUUCAACGGCUCGAUUGAGUUAACCGAUUUCGAAAAGAUGAGUAAUCUUGUGAAUUUGGAUCUUUCUUACAACAAUUUAUCCGUACAUGUUGACGAAAAAGUACACAUGUCCACAUUGUACCCUCGUUUAGGAACUCUAAUGUUGGCAUCUUGCAAUUUGGAAAAACUUCCUCUUUUGAUGAACCAAUCAUCAUUGAUGAUGAUAGAUUUUUCGAACAAUCAGUUAAAUGGUGAGAUCCCCAAUUGGAUAUGGGAGGUCGGUGAUGGAUUUCUCCGCUUCUUGAAUCUUUCUCAUAAUCAAUUUACUAACCUUCAAGAACCGUAUGAUUUACGAAGUUUACAUUAUCUCGAUUUGCAUUCCAAUUUGCUCACUGGACAUAUUCCGAUUCCACCACCAUUAGCCGUCUUGGUCGAUUUUUCCAGCAAUAAUUUUUCAUCUCCUCUCCCUACCGACAUUGGUAAUUUCCUCAUGCCCUCGCUUUUCUUCUCUGUAGCAAAUAAUAAAAUUGGCGGCGAAAUUCCACUGUCACUCUGCAAUGCAAGCCGUCUACACAUUCUCGACAUGUCAAAUAAUAGACUGCACGGCCAAAUUCCUUCUUGUUUGUUGCGAAUUGCUGAAAUUAAUGUGUUGAAUUUGGGAAGAAACAAUCUUGGUGGAGAGAUACCCGAUGACUUUCCAGUUGGUUGUGUAUUAGAGACUCUCGAUCUCGGUUUUAAUGUUCUGCAAGGAAAAAUUCCUCGAACUCUGAAUAGAUGCUCGAAUAUUGAGGUCUUAAACCUCGGAAAUAAUGUCUUGAAUGAUACUUUUCCUUGCUGGCUAAAGAACAUGUCCAAACUACGCGUAAUCGUUUUACGUUUUAAUAAUCUGCAUGGCAAUAUUAGCUGUUUGGGGGAAAACAUUACAUGGCAUAAUCUCCAAAUCAUCGACAUUGCUUCUAACGAAUUUAACGGCAACUUGCCUGCAAAUUUCUACCCAAGAAACAAGGAAGAAGGCCCCACUCAGCAACUCGAUCACCUGCAUUUUGUUUUUCUUACAGCAAGUGGGAUUUACUAUCAAGAUUCAAUAAUGGUGACCUUCAAAGGACAAGAACUCGAAAUGGAGAAAAUCCUAACAGUCUUCACCUCGAUCGACUUCUCGAACAACCAUUUUCAAGGUGCAAUACCAGAAUCAAUCGGGCGACUCGGUUCUCUUUAUGUCCUGAACUUCUCGCGAAAUGCCUUGUCGGGUCAAAUCCCAAAAUCGAUAGGAAAUAUUCAAAAGCUCGAAUCUUUGGAUUUCUCGUUCAACGAGCUGAUGGGGGAAAUCCCGAUCGAGCUAGCGAGCCUUAAUUUCCUUUCGUUCUUGAAUUUGUCUUAUAACCAUCUUGUCGGGAGGAUACCGAGAGGUCGCCAGAUGGACACGUUUACCGAGAGCUCGUUUAUCGGAAAUGAAGGGCUUUGCGGGUUUCCUUUGAACAAAACUUGCAGUGAUGAUGUUAUUAGAGAAGACGAAGUUGAUGAAGAGGAGAUGAGUUUGGACAUUGGGGUUUAUGUAAGUGUUUUGUUGGGAUUUUUUGUGGGUUUAGGAUUUGUGUUUUGGCCACUUGUGUUUUGUGAGAGAUGGAGAAUGUGUUAUAACAGGCAUGUCAAUAGAUUUGUGUUGAUGGUUUUGCGUCGCAAAGAUGAGUACUGA
Striga hermonthica is the source of this 3126-nucleotide messenger RNA. NCBI's taxonomy places the organism in Eukaryota, Viridiplantae, Streptophyta, Magnoliopsida, Lamiales, Orobanchaceae. The record is from the annotation of a GenBank genome assembly.